CACAAACAUUAGUCACAACACUGUUCAAGUUUUUCUUCAUCUCUUACCAUGGCAACUACGUUGUUCCGCACUAUUCGUAGAGCUUCCACUGUAUUCAAAUCCUCGUAUGCUGCUACCUCGUUUUUGGUCCCUCCCAGGUUAGUUGGGAGGGGUCAAAUAUAUUCUUUUGAUUGUUCAUUGAGGCAUUGUGUGCCUUUUGAGAAGAAAUGUUUUUGGUGGGGUUUGAGAGAGAUGAGUUAUGGGAAGGUUAAUCUUGUGAUAAAGGAUGGGAAGACAAAGUUCGAGACUCAUGAGGUUGAGGCUCCAAGGAAAGAUAAGUGGAAGACUAAGAAGAGGUUGAAGAUGCAGAGGAAAAGAGAGAAGGAGAAGAGGAAAGCGGCGAAUAGGAGAGAUCCACGUCGACUUGGUGUUAAAGGGAAGAAGAAAAAGCAGAAGUUUGCUAAUCCUGAAGAGAGGAUUAAGUUCAAGAUUAACAAUGCCAGAGUCAAAGAAGCGUUGCUUAUUGAACGGCUCAAACGAUAUGAAGUUGCUAAGGCUCAGGGUCCGGAGGUAAAACCAGACGGUUUGACAGGGGAGGAACGACAUUAUCUGAAGAAAAUGGCUCAGAAGAGUUCUAAUUAUCUACAAGUUGGCAGAAGAGGAUUAUUUGGAGGGGUUAUUCUCAAUAUGCAUAUGCAUUGGAAGAAACAUGAGACUGUUAAGUGCAUAUGCAAGCCUUGUAAACCUGGUCAAGUACACGAGUAUGCGCAAGAACUUGCCAGAUUGAGUGGCGGUAUUCCAAUUCACAUCAUAGGCGAUGACACUAUAAUAUUUUAUCGUGGAAAGAAUUACAUGCAACCUGAGGUUAUGUCGCCGAUAGAUACAUUGUCGAAGAAAAAGGCACUUGAAAAAUCCAAGUAUGAGCAAUCGCUCGAGUCAGUGAGGCGUUUCAUUGCUAUCGCGGAGAAAGAAUUGGAGCUAUAUCAUAGACACGUUGCACUUUAUGGCGACCCUAGCAACCGCAAUCCUUUGUCUAUACUCGACGGUCCAAUUGGAAGCUCCAUGGAAAAGAGGAAUCAUGAUAAAAAGAACCUUGAUUCAAGUAGCUAUUAUCUUUCAGAGACAGAAUCAGAUUCCUCACAGACGGAGCUAUCAGAAUCUGAAGAUAACUUUGAAAAUGGGAACUUGUCAAUGAGUGAAUCAGAUUCUGAAGAUAGCAUGUUAGGUUCGGAUGAUGAUCAAGAAAGAGAAGUAUAUUUAACUAAAAUGCAAGAUGAAAGUGUAUGCUCAACCACAGGUCCAUCAUCAAUGUCUAAGCAUACCCACCAUUUUAUGAAUCAACAUUUGUUAUCUUAACAAAUUCCCAUCACUAGAGAUUAGAGGUUAAUUAUAUAUUGUUCAAAGUUGCCUUGUGUAAACCAAAGCCAAAUAGUACAUAGAAAAAUGCCUUGAAUGAAUUGAAAAUUUGUUUAUAGAAGGGGAAUUUUUGUUGAGUCUUGUUGUCUUUUAUAAAGUAGAUGCAACUUUACAUGA
Molecule: messenger RNA, 1512 nt
Organism: Medicago truncatula (barrel medic)
Lineage: Eukaryota; Viridiplantae; Streptophyta; Magnoliopsida; Fabales; Fabaceae
Exons: 4
Coding region: 49-1335 (428 amino acids)
Molecular function (GO): RNA binding
Source: RefSeq, a predicted model, not a curated record